Messenger RNA from Arvicanthis niloticus (Nile rat), 1192 nucleotides. It is a transcript of the gene Ngdn, whose product is annotated as neuroguidin. The record is from RefSeq and is a predicted model, not a curated record. Gene Ontology annotation, cellular component: small-subunit processome; nucleolus. Lineage: Eukaryota; Metazoa; Chordata; Mammalia; Rodentia; Muridae. Gene Ontology annotation, biological process: maturation of SSU-rRNA from tricistronic rRNA transcript (SSU-rRNA, 5.8S rRNA, LSU-rRNA).
GCGGAAACGAAAGAUCUCUUAUUUCCAUUGGCUGAAAUUUGCAAACUAUGAUUGUCUAUCAAAACUCUGAACUCACGUUAGCUCCCAGGAAUUUCGGGCCGGAAAGGGUGGGCUUUGUGAAGAUGGCGGCUCCGGAGGUGCUGGAGUCAGACGUGUCAAGUUCGAUAACACUUUUGAAAAACCUCCAGGAGCAGGUGAUGGCUGUCACUGCACAAGUACAAGCACUGACAACAAAAGUCCGAGCUGGAACAUAUUCUACAGAGAAGGGUCUGAGCUUCUUGGAAGUGAAAGACCAGCUGUUGCUCAUGUACCUUAUGGAUCUGAGCCACCUCAUCCUGGACAAAGCCUCUGGAGGAUCUCUGCAAGGACACCCCGCAGUUUUGAGGCUGGUGGAGAUUCGCACGGUUUUAGAAAAACUUCGUCCAUUGGACCAAAAACUCAAGUAUCAAAUUGACAAACUGGUCAAGACUGCAGUGACAGGCAGCCUCAGUGAGAAUGACCCGCUCCGUUUUAAGCCUCAUCCCGGCAAUAUGAUGAGCAAGUUGAACUCUGAGGAUGAGGAGGAAAGUGAAGCAGAGGAGGACCAGUCUGAGGCCUCAGGGAAGAAAUCUGUAAAAGGCAUAUCUAAGAAAUAUGUCCCACCACGCUUGGUUCCAGUACAUUAUGAUGAGACAGAAGCUGAACGGGAACAAAAGCGUCUGGAAAAAGCCAAGAGGCGGGCGCUGAGCAGCUCCGUCAUCCGUGAACUGAAGGAACAGUACUCAGAUGCCCCGGAGGAAAUCCGUGACGCCCGACACCCACAUGUCACUCGUCAGAGUCAGGAGGAUCAGCAUAGGAUCAACUAUGAAGAGAGCAUGAUGGUGCGUUUAAGUGUUAGCAAGCGAGAGAAAGGACUGCGAAGGCGAGCGAGUGCCAUGAGCUCACAGCUUCAUUCUCUCACACACUUCAGUGACAUCAGUGCUCUGACAGGGGGCACUGCUCAUCUCGAUGAGGACCAGAAUCCUAUUAAAAAACGGAAGAAAAUACCCAAGAAAGGUCGGAAGAAGAAAGGUUUUCGGAGGCGCCGGUGACAUGCUUGCGCGCGCACUUUUGGUCAUUCUGGGAUGCUUCUAACUUCACUGUGUGUAGGCAUUUGCCUUGGAAAUGUGGAAAGAGCUUUACUAAAUAAAACUGAUUUUGUUUAUGAACGAGA